Molecule: messenger RNA, 1563 nt
Organism: Cetraspora pellucida
Lineage: Eukaryota; Fungi; Glomeromycota; Glomeromycetes; Diversisporales; Gigasporaceae
Source: the annotation of a GenBank genome assembly
AUGUCUUUGUCCCUACCUUCAGUUGGUUCAUUUGCAAGUCGUGAGGAUCUUAUUAAUCAUGUUAAAACGCAUGCCUUCAAUCAUGGAUACGCAGUGAGCACUAAAAGAUCUGAAAAAGACAAGUUUGUCUAUUUGAAGUGUGACAGAGGCAGUCACUAUAAUAAUAGGCUAAAUCUUAUUGAUGAAACCCGUCAAAGAAAUACAAGUACAAGACUAAUAGAUUGUCCUUUUGAGCUCUAUGGAAAAAAAAUGGAGGAUGGUCAAUGGCAUUUAACAAUUAAAAAUGCAAAUCAUAACCAUGAAGCAUCGGAAGAUAUCUCAGGCCAUCCAUCCAGUCAUCACUUAAAUAAAGAUGACCAAAAAAGAGUUCAAGAAAUGUUUAUAGCAGGUAUCUAUCCUUAUGAAAUACUUUCUACUUUUUGUCAAAGUAAUCCCGAUAGUUUAGUAAUCUCUAAAACUAUCUACAAUGCCAGAGAUAAGGUUAGGCGUGAUAAUCUUCAAGGUCGUACUCCAAUUCAGGCCCUUCUUGACAAGCUUAUAGAAGGAAAUUUUGAAUAUGAUUAUCAAUAUGAUCAAAGUGGCAAUUUAACACAUCUUUUCUUUGCACAUCCUAAGUCAAUUGUACUUACUAAAACUUAUAACUCUGUUUUAUUGAUAAACUGUACAUAUAAAACCAACAAAUUUAAAAUGCCAUUGCUUUAUGUUGUUGGCAUGACAAACUUUAAUAUCACAUUUUCCUCCUGUUUUGCAUUUUUAAAAUCAGAACAGAAAGAAGAUUAUAAUUGGGCACUCACUCGUGUUGCCUAUAUUUUUGAUGAUAUCUCAAAGUUUCAAGUCAUUGUAACCGACCGUGAACUAGCUUUGAUGCAUGCUAUACGAACUAUAUUUCCCGAAUCACAUAAUCUUUUGUGCAUUUGGCAUAUUGAAAAAAAUAUGUUAAUUAACUGCCGGCGACAUUUCUCAACAAAGGGCGAAUGGUCCAUAUUUUUGGAAAGUAAUUUGACAACAUUGAAAGUUGAAGGGGCCCAUGCUGCACUUAAGAGAUAUCUUCAAGUAUCAGUGGGUAAUCUUCAUGCCAUCCAUGAAAAAAUCUCUUUGGCGUUAGAGAAUCGAUACCAGGAAAUCAAAACCAUGAUCUCCCAAGAGAUGAUUCAAAUCCCUCAGGCCCAAAACAAAUCAUUUUAUGCACAGGUCGUCACUAAGGUGUCGACAUUUGCAUUAAAAAAGGUUCACGAACAAUUCUUAAAGGCAUCUAGUGUAACACCAGAAAAUCCGUUACAACCUUGCAGUGAUGCUUUUAAGUCAUCGAUGGGAUGUUCAGUUGAAGUGAAAAACCAUCCUCAAUUGUUAACUAAAAGAGAUCUAUCUACCUUUGAAUUGGUUAUGGAAAAGCAAAGGAAAUGUGGUUUAUGUCAUGGAACUGGGCAUAAUAGUAGGAUGUGCCCUAAUGCAGAAAGUGAAAGCAGUAAAAGUAGUCAAAGGAAAUGUGGUUUAUGUCAUGAAAUCGGGCAUAAUAGUAGGACAUGCCCUAAUGCAGAAAGUGAGAGUAGUGACAGUAGUUAG